UUUGCAGAGGUCCCUAACCAAGAGCACGAAAUUGUGGAACAACUGCUUCCGAAUGACCAAUUAGAAAACUCGGAAGAAACAGAGCCCCGCCAAAAUAAAACUCUGCAACAACUGCAGACUUCCGAUCAGCAACAUGUUUUACAAAUCCAGCAGACCAUCUGUCAAUCACAGCAACCACUUGAGUUGUAUGUGGAUGGUUUCAGCGCUGCAAUCACCUCGGAGAACUUGAAGACCCACUUUGAACAAUUUGGUGAGGUGCUCGAGGUGGAACUGUCUGUAGAUGAAUCAACAAACGCGCCCAGUGGAAAUGCCUACAUUACACUGCAACCGACAGUAGAUUCCAACCAAAUCCUCGAAACAGAGCACAUUGUUUGCGGAGUGCCGAUCAACGUUGACGAGUGUUAUUCUUCCAGCGAAUCUAAUAGUAACUCAGAAAGGUGA
This is a messenger RNA of Dibothriocephalus latus, 441 nucleotides long. NCBI's taxonomy places the organism in Eukaryota, Metazoa, Platyhelminthes, Cestoda, Diphyllobothriidea, Diphyllobothriidae. The record is from the annotation of a GenBank genome assembly.